AGAGAACCCGAGGAGGAAGUCGCACCACAAACAGGUAGACAGAAAUAAUACAGACGGUAGCUGCCGUGUGAAAUUACUGUCGAGUGAGGGCUAUCAUGUCUGUAGAUGGGACCAGGUUACUGUUCGAAGGCUUCCUGCAGAAAAGAAAGGACUCUAUCGUAAGUUGUUGCAUUUUAUGAUAUUUAAUGUGCUUAUAUGAAACCUCAAUUUUUGAAGAUCAUUUUGAAACGUUUCCUUAGAAAAUGCUAUGGGCCACGUACUGGUUCAGGCUUCAAAAUACAACCUUGUUCUUCUACACCAAGAAGAAUGGCAGUGCUUCACACUUGCGAAGCUAUUACUACAUUUACACAGUGCAGUCGGUGCGAGAGGUGCAGAGAGCGGACAGCAGCCGCUUCAUGUUCGAGAUCGUCAUGAAAAACGGAAAAAAGAAAAUGUUGGCAGCAGAGACAGCAGAUCUCAGACAGCAGUGGGUAGAACAGCUGUGGAAGUCCAUGCAUCUCUCCGGCUGUCGGAUCUCAGAUGUCUCACCCAGACACUUUGAAGGGCGCGAGCAGCGAGACGGACUGACCAGCACGAUGAGGUCCCAGCCCGUUCGGCCCCUCUCAGCCCCGACUCCUUCCACCCAGAGCCCCCGUGAAACCAGGAGUGUGGCCCUCGCCGUCCGCCUGCCUCAGGAGCCGAACAGCGAGGAGGCCGUGUACGAGAACUUCCCGUCAGCCUGCAAAUACCAGCAACUAACUGGUGGCGGUCUCAACGUCCCUCAGAGGUCCAGUGGGUUGAGCAGUGCACAGGGGAGACCAGAGGGAGACUAUGAUGUUUUACCACUUCGAAUCAAGAAAUGUGAGAUCGGCUUUUCCACACAGAAGAGCGAGGUCGUGUAUGACACGCCUCUGUCUUAUAGGCCUGCUGGAUACCAAGACCCAGCAGAGAGCAUCUACGACGUACCCAGCGCAAUACUGCGGGUGAGGCCUGCUCAAGCAACAGAGAGCGAGCAGGAGGAGGGGGUCUACUGGAGGAUAUGAUGUGCGGUUUCCAGAUGACCAGUUUCGGAGCAAUUCUUUGCACAGGAGUCUGUUAAUAUCUUAAUCGUUUGAGUUUCAGGUUCAAGCUAAACAGUUUAUACAACUCUCACAGGUAGAGAUACUGUUUGUCACCUUUUUUCUAAAUGAGACAACGUGCACAACACAACAGAGAGGUUGCACUGUGGU
This is a messenger RNA of Platichthys flesus (European flounder), 1208 nucleotides long. RefSeq lists its product as uncharacterized. The coding region runs from base 243 to 1022 and encodes 259 amino acids. NCBI's taxonomy places the organism in Eukaryota, Metazoa, Chordata, Actinopteri, Pleuronectiformes, Pleuronectidae. The transcript has 9 exons. The record is from RefSeq and is a predicted model, not a curated record.